Molecule: messenger RNA, 1866 nt
Organism: Engraulis encrasicolus (European anchovy)
Lineage: Eukaryota; Metazoa; Chordata; Actinopteri; Clupeiformes; Engraulidae
Product: cyclin-dependent kinase-like 3
Exons: 12
Coding region: 173-1747 (524 amino acids)
Biological process (GO): intracellular signal transduction; protein phosphorylation
Cellular component (GO): cytoplasm; nucleus
Molecular function (GO): ATP binding; protein serine/threonine kinase activity
Source: RefSeq, a predicted model, not a curated record
UUGAGUCGCAUUGUAGCUGCAGUGGCCAAACAUUCGGUGUAGAUUUGUGCACCUCAUGGCAGAAAAGUGUGGGAUUGUUUGGGACAGCAAUGGCAACUAUGACUGCACAUAAUAGUUACUGAAAUAGUUCAAAUAAUUUCAUACUGUUUGGUGUUUGUUUGGCCACUUGAAAAUGGACAUGUACGAAAAUCUUGGUGUGGUGGGCGAAGGAAGUUACGGUACUGUAAUGAAGUGUAGGCACAAAGAGUCAGGGCAUAUUGUAGCUAUUAAAAGGUUUAUUGAUAAAGAAGAGGGCAAUUCGAUGAAGAAAAUUGUCAUGCGAGAAAUCAAAUUAUUGAGGCAAUGUCGACACGAAAACCUCAUCAACAUGUUGGAGGUGUUCAGAUACAAGAAGCGCAUGUAUGUUGUCUUCGAAUUCAUCGACCAAAAUAUUUUAGAGGACCUGGAACGACAUCCUUCCGGUUUGGAGAGUAGACGUCUCAGGAAGUACAUCUUCCAGAUACUUCGAGCAGUUGAUUACCUGCACAGCAGUAAUAUUAUUCACAGAGACAUAAAGCCAGAGAACGUGCUGGUCUCCUCCUGUGGCAUAGUGAAGCUCUGUGACUUUGGCUUUGCCCGGACACUGGCCCCUGCCAAUGUUCCCCUCACCGAUUAUGUGGCUACCAGGUGGUACCGGGCACCAGAGCUGCUGGUCAGGGACAAAAACUACAACAAGCCUGUGGAUGUCUGGGCUGUGGGCUGUCUGAUCAUUGAGAUGGCCACCGGACACGCUUUUCUGACAGGGUCAUCAGAUCUGGAUCAGGUUCACAAGAUUGUAUGCAAAGUGGGUCCUCUAACCUGCCAACAACAGGACCUUUAUUUCAAGAACCCCAUGUUUGCGGUGGCCAGGCUUCCAGAGACUCAGCUGCCCAAAGACCACAGAAAGAAGUACCAUCAACUCCCAACUUUUUUGGCUGAUGUUGUUGAUGCAUGUUUACAGAUCGACCCAGCAGAGAGAGCCACUUGCUCCAAACUGCUUAACUGUCGAUACUUCACCAAGGACCAGUUCAAUGAAAGGUUUGUUCCAGAGAUACAAGCAUUAGUUAUGAGGUAUGCCAAAUACUACAACACCCAGUGGAGUCAGUGUGGUGCUAUGGAGACGGCAGAGGAACCGUCUGUGUGCUCAUCGUCCAAUGCCAAGAGACGUCCAAUGCCCAGAGAGGCCGCUGAGAAGGAGCGGCGUGGGAAAGAGGAGGUGACUGAGCCGAGGCACUCCAGGGCCAGCCGCAGCAGGCACGGGAGGAUGAUGGUGGACAGCCCGGUCAUGCACACCAGUGCCUCCACACCAGACAUGCUGCACGACAAAAGCAUCCUCAACGUCGCCUUCACAAUGCCACGGAUCAGCCACUGCAUGAACUACGGUGGGGCCGCGCCAAACCACGGAGAGGCCAACAAAUCCCGGGCAAAUGUAGUAAAAAGGAGACCAAGUCCUGCAGACAUGGCCUUGAUCAGUGGCCAACAGGCUGAGGGGAAAACGCAGCUCCAAAGCGACGGCCUUGUGGUUGAGAUGGCGAGUAUGACCAAGAAAAAGGUGCGGACUGUUGGUGAUGUUCGCUUCCCUGACCUGCCUGUAUUUGGCCACCAGAUGGAGAUCAAGAACACGGAUGUGAAACCAGCAAAGCACUCAAGAAGAGAGCAGAGGAGAUCUGAUGACUCCAGGAUACCAACACUAGUCCAAUAUGACACUGACCCAGGAAAUGUUAAAUAGGUGAUCCACUUGAUGACUGGAGUGACCAGACAAACAUUAGAGAAAAUGGGAACGACAUUUAAACAGAGGAUGAAUUAAAUGAUGAACCAAUAUGAUAAUAAACAGCCUUUAUGAUAUGA